Molecule: messenger RNA, 470 nt
Organism: Nanorana parkeri
Lineage: Eukaryota; Metazoa; Chordata; Amphibia; Anura; Dicroglossidae
Product: anthrax toxin receptor 1-like
Exons: 5
Coding region: 96-470 (124 amino acids)
Source: RefSeq, a predicted model, not a curated record
UCCCUCUCUCUAUCCCACCCUGGCUGCAGCUGCCCCCUAUCCUCCCCCUCCUUCCAUCAGUCCUCGCUGGGAAGACUCAGGACAAGCUCUGGGCCAUGAAGACAGGCAUCCAGCUGCUAGCUCUUGUUGUGCCCCUACUACCCCUCCUAUGCCAGGCUCAGUACACCGAGGAGCAGAGGUCUUGUGAUGGGGCAUUUGAUCUGUACUUCAUCCUGGACAAGUCUGGCAGCGUCAAAAACCACUGGCAUGAGAUUUUCUCCUUUGUGGAAAGUCUUACAGAAAAAUUUACAAGUCCCAUGCUGAGGAUGUCAUUCAUUGUCUUCUCAUCUCGAGCGACAACAAUUAUGAAAUUAACAGAGAAAAGAGAAUUGAUUCGGCAAGGCUUGCAGAUUCUUCGAACUGAGGUGCCUGGAGGCGAUACAUUUAUGCAUGAAGGGUUUAAAAGGAUGAAGAAAGAAAUUCCUAAGUGA